AUGGACCCCGCUUCGAAGGGCAAGGAAGCUCUACAGGCCGGCCAGUACGAUGUCGCCAUUGCGAAGUUCACCGAGGCACUCGCCCAGAACCCUCAGGCGGUUUCGUACUACAUCAGCCGCUCCACCGCCUACCAGCGCUCCUCGCCGCCCAGCCUCGAAGCCGCGCUCAAGGAUGCCGAGAUCGCCGUGAACCUCGCUCACAAGCGUGCUAAGCGCGAGCUCAUCGCCGAAGCACAGCAGCGCCGUGCCGUCACCUUGUUUGCCCUGGGACAGUACGCCAACGCUGGUCAUGUCUUCGGCCUGGUCAAGAAGUUUACCGACAAGGAGAAAACGUUGCAAGUGUGGGAGAUGAAGGUCGAAAACAAGCUCAAGGCAUUGGCUGAGGAUGAUGAGGCCCGCAAGGUCACGGCUGUUGAUGUGCCCGACACUGAGCCCGAGUCCACUCCUGCGCCCCAGCCUGCAGAGGCUACCAGCACUUCCGGUACCAAGCAGACGGCCGCGGCGACGCCCCCCGCUCCCCAGCCCACCCCCGCGGACAAGGUCAGGCACGAGUGGUACUCUUUUGGCGAGAAUGUCACCAUCAGCAUCUUCGCGAAGGGUGUGCCCAAGGAUAAGGUUGAGGUUGAAAUUGAGGAGCGCAGCUUGUCGGUAUCAUUCCCCACCGCGAACUCGACGUCGUAUGAACUUAACCUCGAUCCUCUCUUCGCGCCUGUCGUUCCUGACAAGUCAUCCUACAAUGUUACGCCUUCGAAGGUCGAAAUCACACUCAAGAAGGAAACGCCGGGCAUGAAGUGGUCUGCGCUGGAGAGCAAGGAUGAGUCGCUUCUCAAGACGGCUACCAACAGCCUUGCUGCUUCUAAGUCGACCGCAACAGCCCCGGCAUACCCCACCUCGUCGCGCUCCGGACCUAAGGAUUGGGACAAGGUGGCCAGCGAUUUGACCAAGCCCAAGCAAGCAGGUGCUGACCCGUAUGAUGAUGACGAUGAUGACGGCGGAGACCCUGCCAACGCCUUCUUCCGCAAGCUGUACAAGAACUCAGACCCGGACACACGCAGGGCUAUGCUUAAGAGCUUCCAAGAGAGCAAUGGCACGGCUCUGAGCACUAACUGGGCUGAAGUUGGUAAGGCCACGGUCCCGACGACCCCGCCUGAUGGCAUGGAAGCCAGGAAGUGGGAGUCUUGA
Molecule: messenger RNA, 1182 nt
Organism: Lasiodiplodia theobromae
Lineage: Eukaryota; Fungi; Ascomycota; Dothideomycetes; Botryosphaeriales; Botryosphaeriaceae
Product: Sgt1 and cs domain containing protein
Exons: 2
Coding region: 1-1182 (393 amino acids)
Biological process (GO): protein stabilization
Molecular function (GO): protein-folding chaperone binding
Source: RefSeq, a predicted model, not a curated record